ACUUGUCGGUGUGUAUCUGCAAAUCUCACCUGUGUACCUUCCGUCUGGGCAUUUCCAAGUCUUAGAGAAGCGGCAUCCUAAAAGGCGCCUCUUCUUCCUCGGGAAACCUAGAGAAAAUCUCUUCGAUCAGUCUUGCAUCCGAUAUGGAUCUUGAGGCAGAGAUCCGUGCACUACAGCUCGAUCAAGCAGAGGAUAACAAUGGAGCUAUGAAUCCAGAAAAUACACAGGCAAAUGAAGUUGAGAACUUGGGUGGAGCAGAAGAAGAUUUGCAAGAAGCGGUGCAAGAAGAUCCGGCUCCAGUUCCUGAUAGCCUGGAAGAUGCCAGAGAUCUGGGUCAUGACAGCUCGCAGGUGGUUCAUGCUCUGUCAAAAGCUAAGGAGAAGGCUGCCCAAGAGGAAGCUGAGAUUGAGGCAGAAGCAAAUAAAAAGAGACAUUUGAAUGUUGUGUUCAUUGGACAUGUUGAUGCAGGCAAAUCUACGAUUGGAGGUCAGAUACUCUUCCUCAGCGGUCAGGUUGAUGAUCGGACUAUUCAAAAGUAUGAGAGGGAGGCAAAAGAAAAGAGUAGAGAAAGCUGGUAUAUGGCAUAUAUUAUGGAUACCAAUGAAGAAGAGAGGGUCAAGGGGAAAACAGUCGAAGUUGGAAGGGCUCACUUUGAAACUGAGAGUACUAGAUUUACCAUUUUGGAUGCACCGGGUCACAAGAGUUAUGUCCCAAAUAUGAUUAGUGGAGCAUCACAGGCCGACAUUGGUGUGCUGGUCAUUUCGGCACGAAAAGGUGAAUUUGAAACAGGUUAUGAGAGAGGUGGACAGACACGCGAACAUGUCCAACUUGCAAAAACGUUGGGUGUGUCUAAGCUCGUUGUUGUUGUGAACAAGAUGGAUGAGCCAACUGUUAACUGGUCGAAAGAGAGGUAUGAUGAAAUUGAACAAAAGAUGAGCCCAUUUCUCAAAUCCUCAGGCUACAACACAAAGAAAGAUGUGAUCUUCUUGCCUAUAUCUGGUUUAAUGGGCAUAAACAUGAAAACAAAGAUGGAGAAAGGUGUUUGUCCUUGGUGGAGUGGCCCCUGCUUGUUUGAAGUCCUUGAUUCUAUUGAGAUUCCUCCAAGAGAUCCUAACGGUCCAUUCAGGAUGCCGAUAAUUGAUAAAUUCAAAGACAUGGGAACUGUCGUCAUGGGAAAAGUAGAAUCUGGUAGCAUUCGUGAGGGUGAUUCCUUGAUUGUCAUGCCAAACAAGGAACAAGUGAAAGUUCUUGCUAUCUUCUGUGAUGAGGACAAAGUUAGACGUGCAGGACCUGGUGAGAAUUUGAGGGUCCGUCUCUCUGGCGUUGAAGAAGAGGAUAUCGUUUCUGGUUUUGUUUUGUCCGGCAUCGCAAGGCCCGUUUCUGCUGUCUCUGAGUUUGUUGCCCAACUUCAGAUCCUUGAGCUGCUCGACAAUGCUAUUUUCACUGCUGGUUACAAGGCUGUUUUGCACAUCCAUUCUGUUGUGGAGGAAUGUGAGAUAGUUGAACUAAUGCAGCAAAUUGAUCCUAAGACGAGGAAACCCAUGAAAAAGAAGGUCCUGUUUGUGAAGAAUGGUGCCUUAGUUGUGUGCCGUGUACAGGUUAACAACACCAUUUGUGUUGAGAAAUUCUCGGAUUUCCCCCAACUUGGAAGAUUUACUCUAAGGACGGAAGGGAAAACGGUUGCUGUUGGGAAGGUGACUGCUCUCCCCGGAAGCGCUUAAUCUGAAUUUUUGUGAGAAAGAGGUGGCAUGUUCUCGAGUGCUGUAACGGGAUAGAAAGAGCUUCCGUAACGAUAUGAUCCGAGGAAGGUAAUGGAAAUUCCCCGUGCACCGAGAUUUGUUUUUCGUUCGUUACAACAGUUUGGGAUGUUUGAACUUUUCAUCGUUAGAGAAGGGGGCGGCUUCUGUACUCUAAGGUAGAAGAGAGUAUGAUUAAAAAGAAAGAAAGAAAGAAAGAAAGAUUGACAUUGAAGUUGCCAGUUCAUUAUCAGAUUUAAAUACCCUUUUGGUAUGGGUUUGAUUUUUCUGA
This is a messenger RNA of Tarenaya hassleriana, 2028 nucleotides long. RefSeq names its product eukaryotic peptide chain release factor GTP-binding subunit ERF3A. The record is from RefSeq and is a predicted model, not a curated record. The coding region runs from base 144 to 1721 and encodes 525 amino acids. Lineage: Eukaryota; Viridiplantae; Streptophyta; Magnoliopsida; Brassicales; Cleomaceae. Gene Ontology annotation, biological process: translation; nuclear-transcribed mRNA catabolic process, deadenylation-dependent decay; translational termination. Gene Ontology annotation, cellular component: translation release factor complex. Gene Ontology annotation, molecular function: GTP binding; GTPase activity; translation release factor activity. The transcript is spliced from 20 exons.